Messenger RNA from Tupaia belangeri chinensis (Chinese tree shrew), 1705 nucleotides. RefSeq names its product EARP complex and GARP complex interacting protein 1 (gene EIPR1). Gene Ontology annotation, biological process: protein ubiquitination. Gene Ontology annotation, molecular function: protein binding. The record is from RefSeq and is a predicted model, not a curated record. Lineage: Eukaryota; Metazoa; Chordata; Mammalia; Scandentia; Tupaiidae. The transcript is spliced from 9 exons. Bases 188 to 1405 code for a protein of 405 amino acids.
CGUCAAGGAAACAGGAAGUGGGGCCUACGGGAGGCGGUGUGGGCCAGGAAGAGGCCAGCGAGUGGAGGCGUUUGCUGAGGGGAGGGAAUGAAUGGGCGCUGCGUGCAAACCUGCGGGGCGAGGACGCGCCGGCUCUAGCGAGGGCCUCGGCGUGUGAGCGGCCGGGGUCGGGCCGCCCUCCCGCAGCAUGGAGGACGACGCGCCGGUGAUCUACGGGCUGGAGUUUCAGGCACGUGCUUUAACACCUCAAACUGCAGAAACAGAUGCCGUCCGGUUUUUGGUUGGGACGCAGUCUCUUAAAUAUGAUAAUCAGAUCCACAUCAUAGAUUUCGAUGAUGAAAACAACAUCAUAAACAAAAACGUCCUCCUCCACCAAGCCGGCGAGAUCUGGCACAUCAGCGCCAGCCCCGCAGAUAAAGGCGUGCUGGCCACCUGCUACAGCAAGAGUGAGUGCGUCUGCUGUGCGUGCCCGGGCGCCCGGCCACUGUGCACUGCCGGUGCCUCGGACAGCAGAGUGGUGACGUGCGCGGCCGUGUGGAGGAUGCCCGCGGAGUGGGAGGCCGGAGGCCACGAGUCCCCGGAUGACUCGUCCAGCACGGCGCAGGCCCUGGAGCUGCUUUGCCACCUGGAUAGCGCGGCACAUGGCAGCGUGGCCUGUGUCGCGUGGGAGCCCAUGGGAGACGGGAAGAAGGUCGUCUCGCUGGCCGAUAACCACCUCCUGCUGUGGGACCUGCAGGAGAGCUCCAGCCAGGCCGUGCUGGCCAGCUCGGCCUCUCUGGAGGGGAAGGGACAGCUGAAGUUUACCUCGGGGCGGUGGAGUCCACAUCACAGCUGCACCCAGGUGGCCACUGCGAACGACACCACCCUCCGUGGCUGGGACACUCGGAGCAUGAGCCAGGUAUACUGCAUAGAGAAUGCGCACGGCCAGCUGGUGCGGGACCUGGACUUCAACCCCAACAAGCAGUACUACCUGGCGAGCUGCGGCGACGACUGCAAGGUGAAGUUCUGGGACACCCGCAACGUCAGCGAGCCCGUGAAGACCCUGGAGGAGCACUCGCACUGGGUGUGGAGCGUCCGCUACAACCACUCUCACGACCAGCUGGUCCUCACCGGUAGCAGCGACAGCAGGGUCAUCCUCUCCAACAUGGUGUCCAUCUCCUCGGAGCCCUUUGGCCACCUGGCGGACGAUGAUGACAUCAGCGACCAGGAGGAGCACCCUGCUGAGGACAGGAGUAAGGAGCCCCUGCAAGACAAUGUCAUCGCGACCUACGAGGAGCACGAGGACAGCGUGUACGCCGUGGACUGGUCCUCGGCCGACCCCUGGCUGUUCGCAUCCCUGAGUUACGACGGGAGGCUGGUCAUCAACCGGGUCCCGCGGGCCCUCAAGUACCACAUCCUGCUCUAGUGGUCUCCUGCGCUGCCCGCAGCCCUCGGGUGGCCUAUGCAGGGCUUCCCAGCAGUGCCCACCGCAGGGCGUGCAUCCCUUCCCACUGGGCGUCUGUGGGCGCCCCGGCUCUGCCACACCCUGGCACCAGCUGUCCCGCCCGGGCCCGGACGCCCGCCUUGCCGGGCUGUGCCGCCGUCCCUGCUCAGUUCUGGUGCAGUUUGAAGGGUGGUGGGAGUUCAGAAAAUUCUGUCCCCUCCAUGUGGCUAACUCAUGGUUCUCCUGAGAUUCAAGUGAAAUAAAGUACCCCAGGCCACUGUG